GGAACCGUCAGUUUUUUUAGAAGGAAGAGCUUAGACAUUAAAGAGAAACGCGCUCGUGUGUGCCAGUUGAUCAGAGUGAAGAUGGCAGAAGGAAAACUUGGUGCAAACAUUGGGGGUAACCUCGGCACGGGAGCUGGCAUCCUGGCCAAACGCUUUCAGAAAUCAAUGAACCGCGCUCAGGAGAAGGUUUUGCAGAAGUUGGGGAAAACCAUGGAGACGAAAGAUGAGCAGUUUGAAGAUUGCGCUAACAACCUGAACAGACAGCAGGCAGAUGGAAUCAAGCUUCAUAAGGAUGUUAAGGCUUACCACAAUGCAGUUAAAGCGAUGCAUGAGUCGUCCAAACGCCUGUCCCAGACACUUAAAGAUAUAUAUGAAUCAGACUGGGAUGGUGUAGAAAACCUGACUUCCAUUAUGCAGUGUGAGGAUCUACUUUGGAAUGACUAUGAGGAAAAGAUGAACGAUCAAGUAGUUAGGACAAUGGAAAAUUACACCGGACAGUUCCAAGAAGUCAAAGAAAGAGUAGCCAAACGGGGAAGGAAGCUGGUGGAUUAUGAUUCAGCUCGCCAUCAUCUGGAGGCCCUACAGACCACAAAGAAGAAAGACGAGGCCAAAGUAGCCAAGGCUGAGGAGGAGUUCUAUAAAGCACAGGAGGUAUUUGAAGACAUUAACAAAGAGUUGAGAGAGGAACUGCCUGUUCUUUAUCAAAGCCGUAUAAGCUGUUAUGUCACAAUGUUCCAGAACAUCUCAAACCUGCGGGACGUCUUUUACAAGGAAAUGAGUUCGUUGAAUCACAACAUUUAUGAUAUAAUGAAGAAGCUUGAGAAUCAGCAUUCCACAAAGCCCUUCGUCAUGAAAGACCUUAACAGCUCGAAAUCUAAAAAGAGAAAAUCUGUUACCAUUUCGGCUCCAAUCCCAUGUAACACUGCCUUCCCUUCGGAUAACCCAGCCAUGAGCAAGCUUAGCAUGCCUGACACUCUCAAGCACAUGGACAAUCAUUCAGAUGCUCUCUCAAAGGGCACAGGAAGCACAACAUCUGAAAUAUCAGACUCUGAGUCUAACUCAUUUGACAGCGAACCCAACACACCCAAACGGCUAUCAUUGUGCUCAGAGGGUAAAGGGGUCAAAUCUGAAGCAUCCGCUGACCACACAAUGACAACUACAACUGAGGAGAUGGUGCAUGCGAAUGGUCAGAAGCAUUCGAUUCAGAGUUUGGUGUCCAGUGAGGGAGGUGAAGAUGAAGAAUCUGAAGCAACUUCUGAAGAUCCAUAUGUGCCAAAAGACACCCAACACACAUCUACAGUUGUAGACAGUGAAUUUAAGAUCUCAUUGGGCGACGAAGACGAAGAAGAAUCCGUUCCUGUUCCUGCUCCUCGACGAUCCAGCACCUCCAAGAAAACUGAGGGAGACGAGAAUCAAAAUAUUGGAGGGAGCAAAAAAGUGGGGGAAGUGGAUGUUGUGAAAGACCAAAAAGAAGAUUAUGAAAACCCACCUGGCUUCCUCUACAAGGCUGUAGCGCUUGAAUGUCAGGACUCUGAUGAAGGUAUGCUUCUGCAGUUUGAAAAGGAAGAUGUGAUUCUUGCAUUUGUUGACGAUGAAGAAAAGCCAGAGGGCACCGUCUGGGGUGUGAGAGAGCAGGAUUGGAUUCAGUACAAGGACCUUACACUUCUAUCAGGCACUGUUGAGGAGACUAUGAUCCGGCAAAUCCCUUCUGACUAAGACAUGUCAUGAAGUCGCUUCAUGCAGGUUAGGACACGAGAUGGCAUUAUAUGGACCACAUGUCCAUAUUGACUGCCUGUUUGAGUGCCCAAGAUGUUGUAAUAUGAACUCUAUCUGCUCUUUGUUCUAGACAUCCUAGAAGAUUUGAUUUCUGUAGUAGGCCUAUACAAUGUUCUUGCAGCUUCCUUUUGUCUCAGGACUAAACACAGCUGCACAUUUAGAUGAUCUUCUUUGUGCCUUUUAUGAGUUCUUAAACUGAGUACUGCAUUUGUGCUUUAUGUGUGGUUUAAAAGUUUACUAGAAUCUUCAAUUUCAUGUGCAAGAAUGUGUCAGGAGUACACUGACGGGUAUACUAUGCAAAAAAUAUUUUAAAAUGAAAAUGUUUUCUAUUGAAAUAAGUAUUAAUGUAUUGUCUGUUGUGUAUUGUAUUAUUUACAGUGUUAAAGUUUUAUGCUUAGCAAGAGAUUACCAAGCUUUGUAGAAUGUUUACAGGAUAAAAAUAGCUUAUAUGAGUAUAGGCAUUUCAUGACUGUGAAAAAGUUUCAUAUAUGAACAAAUUAUAUACAAUUUUGUGCGUUUUUCUACAAUAAAGUUGACAUGUGAAAAAGAA
This is a messenger RNA of Triplophysa dalaica, 2326 nucleotides long. It is a transcript of the gene bin2b, whose product is annotated as bridging integrator 2b. NCBI's taxonomy places the organism in Eukaryota, Metazoa, Chordata, Actinopteri, Cypriniformes, Nemacheilidae. The record is from RefSeq and is a predicted model, not a curated record. Gene Ontology annotation, molecular function: phospholipid binding; protein binding. The transcript is spliced from 12 exons. Bases 82 to 1716 code for a protein of 544 amino acids. Gene Ontology annotation, biological process: plasma membrane tubulation; podosome assembly; phagocytosis, engulfment. Gene Ontology annotation, cellular component: podosome; cytoplasm; phagocytic cup.